This is a messenger RNA of Mauremys mutica (yellowpond turtle), 503 nucleotides long. Its product is annotated as zinc finger protein OZF-like. NCBI's taxonomy places the organism in Eukaryota, Metazoa, Chordata, Testudines, Geoemydidae. The coding region runs from base 1 to 444 and encodes 147 amino acids. The record is from RefSeq and is a predicted model, not a curated record. The transcript has a single exon.
AUGCCUGCGCCGAGUGCGGCAACGCGCUUCAGCCACAAGCAUAACCUGAAAACCCACCAGCGGGUGCACACCGGCGAGACGCCCUACAAGUGCCCCGAGUGCGAGAAAGGCUUCAAGCAGCAGAACCACCUCAUCAGCCACCUGCGCACCCACCGGGAGGAGAAGCUCCACAGGUGCACCCAGUGCGACAGGUUCUUCAGGAAGAAGACCAACCUGCUGAAGCACCAGGAGAGCCACGCGGGGGACAGGCCCUACCGCUGCAAGGACUGCGGGAAGACCUUCAAGCAGAACAACCACCUGGUGAGUCACCAGAGGAGCCACGCCGCAGGCAGCCUCUACAUAUGCACUGAGUGCGGGAAGAGCUACAGCCAGUGGGCGCAUCUCACCGCUCACGAGCGGGCCCACGCCGGGGAGGGCCGGCUGACCUGCAGUGAGUGCCGGUGAGCGCUUCGCACACACAGUCUCAGAACACACGGAGGAGAGGCCAUCAGUAGGACCGAGCA